CCUCACCAAUUUAGUAUUUAUUAUCUACCAAACAACAAAGCUCGACACACAGGUACUGGUACCAAUAUUGUCUCCCUUUUACCCUUUCUGUUUUUGUAAUCACACGCAUCGCAUUAUUAGAAUGAUGUUUCGCUGCUGUCAGCGCAAACUUUUCCGCUUUGUUGGAUUCCUGGCGGUGCUGUUGUUGUCUCUGGAGUGCGAGGCAUUUGUCAUCCGUCGUAGUUGUGCACGCGGAGGAACGAUCCCCUUUGUCUCUGAAUAUUAUUCACCGCCAUCCAAAGAUACGACGACGUCCCUGAAGGCCAACAACAACAACAAUAAUGACUACCCCAGUAUCAAUAUCGGCCAAAUCCUCCAAACGGCUACUUUUGCUUUUGGGUUGUCCUUUUUGGCUUUGUCCUUUAUUUUGCCCGAGUUUGGAUAUGAUUUUGUGGUGCAGGAAAAUGGACGCCUAGGGAUUGGAACGGUAACAGAAGCGCAGUUUCAGCGGGAAACCAUCAAGGCCAACAAAGAAGCCAAAGCGCAACAAGAACUAUUGCUACAGCAGUCGUCCUCCGAGUAGGCUAGGCUAGUCCACUCCCGGUGUGCGCAAACAUCAAGAGGUCGGCAACAGCAAGCUAGCCUACUAGUAGGGUUGCGAUCAUGAUUGAGCUCAUGAUGGCGGUGGUGUAGGAAUGUUACCGUAGAAGCUUAUAGCUAUACUCUAUACCGUAGGAGGGAUCCUUCUGUUUGUCUUGUAAUAAUCGAAUGUCUGAUUUCCGGUGAAUGGGCAACGAGGAG
Seminavis robusta is the source of this 780-nucleotide messenger RNA. The record is from the annotation of a GenBank genome assembly. NCBI's taxonomy places the organism in Eukaryota, Bacillariophyta, Bacillariophyceae, Naviculales, Naviculaceae.